UUUCUGUUUGGCACUUCUGCAAAGCUCAAACUCUCGGACUCAAACAGACAGCACGACGAAACCUAGCAGCCUCACGCCCUCAUCGCAGCAGGGACCUAGCCGUCGCCGGAGACGCACUGAGUCUGAGAGCAGCGGUGACUAAAUCAGGUUUGUCAAAGAGGAAAAGGAGAGUUACGAUUCAGGUUUGAAGCACUAAAUCAAUCAAAAUUGUAGCAAUGGGUGAGAGCAAGAAACGAAAGAGACACAGAAACAAACGUGGUGGUAAGGAGGAGCAACCGGUUCUUCCUUCUCCUUGUGCUAAGCGCACAAAGCUGAAGGAACCCUCUUCCUUUCUUCAAAAGAUGCGAGCAAGGUUGUCUGGUGGGCAUUUCAGGAUGAUUAAUGAAAAGCUCUACACUUGCACUGGGGAGGAGGCGCUAGAUUAUUUCAAGGAAGAACCUUCGCUAUUUGAUGUGUAUCAUACAGGAUACAAAACACAAAUGUCAAAUUGGCCAGAACAGCCAGUUAAUGUAAUUAUUAAGUGGCUGAAAAAACAGAGCCUUUCUUUUGUUGUUGCCGAUUUUGGUUGUGGGGAAGCACUCAUUGCUAAAAGUGUGAAGAAUGAAGUAUUCUCUCUAGAUCUUGUCUCCAAUGAUCCAAAUGUAAUUGCUUGCAACAUGGAAAAUACUCCCCUUGACUCCUCAUCUGUUGACGUCGCCAUCUUCUGUCUUUCAUUGAUGGGAACCAACUACCAAAGUUACCUCGAAGAAUCGUACAGACUGCUCAAGCCAGGUGGCUGGCUUUUGAUAGCAGAAGUAAAGAGCAGGUUUGAUCCAAAUACUGGAGGAGCAGACCCUAAAAAGUUCUCAAAUGCUAUUUCCGAGCUAGGUUUCAGCUCUGUAAAACAGGACUUCUCAAAUAAAAUGUUUAUUUUGUUUUUCUUCACAAAAAAGGAAAAUCAAAUUUCUAAGCGGAAGGAAAUUGAAUGGCCAAUGCUUAAACCUUGUUUGUACAAGCGUAGAUGAGAUUAUAAUAAUUUUUUCCUUUUUUGGUGUAUUCAAUGUCAUCUGGAUGAGAGUUAAACAUUUUUUUUUUUUUUUUCUUUUAGAUCAGCAUGGUUAGUAAAUCAUCAAAGUUAUUGUAGUAAUUGGUUUCUCGGCCUCAUUAUUAUUCUUUGAUUUUAAGUGCGUAUGGGGAGUUUGCUUGGUUUACAAAUUUGCUACGACCGUUUAUUGAAUAUCA
This is a messenger RNA of Glycine soja, 1221 nucleotides long. Its product is annotated as ribosomal RNA-processing protein 8-like. The record is from RefSeq and is a predicted model, not a curated record. Lineage: Eukaryota; Viridiplantae; Streptophyta; Magnoliopsida; Fabales; Fabaceae. Bases 216 to 1004 code for a protein of 262 amino acids. Gene Ontology annotation, molecular function: methyltransferase activity. The transcript has 9 exons. Gene Ontology annotation, cellular component: nucleolus.